AUGUGGGUGGAAGCAGCCUCUUACAAGUCAGUAACCAAGAAAGUGGUGGCCGAUUUUGUCCGCAACAACCUGAUAUGCAGAUUUGGAGUUCCAGAGUCCAUCAUCACCGACAACGGUGCAAAUCUUAACAGUCAUCUGAUGAACGAGAUAUGUUAUCGAACGACGGUCAGAAUAUCAACUGGGGCUACUCCAUACUUGCUGGUAUAUGGAACAGAGGCAGUCGUGCCUGUUGAAGUCGAGAUACCGUCCUUAAGGAUCAUCCAAGAAGCGGAGUUAAGCAAUGCUGAGUGGGUUAGCAAACAGAUUGAUCAACUAGCUUUGAUUGAUGAGAAGAUAAUGGUCGCCGUUUGCCAUGGCCAGUUGUAUAGACAAAGAAUGACUCGCGCUUUUCACAAAAGAGUAAGAGCCAGAAAUUUUGAAGUUGGUCAGUUGGUUCUCAAGCGCAUUUUUCCUCAUCAAGACGAGUACAAAGGAAAGUUUGCGCCAAACUGGCAAGGUCCCUACAUGGUUCGUAAAGUACUAUCUGGAGGUGCUUUGGUCCUGUCCGAGAUGGAUGGCACUGUAUGGCCCAAGCCUAUCAACUCAGAUGUUGUCAAGAGAUACUACGCUUAA
Messenger RNA from Solanum lycopersicum (tomato), 612 nucleotides. NCBI's taxonomy places the organism in Eukaryota, Viridiplantae, Streptophyta, Magnoliopsida, Solanales, Solanaceae. The record is from RefSeq and is a predicted model, not a curated record.